AUGGAGCCAGAGAGUUCAGAGAACUUCUGCACAGUGGAAAUUGAUCUCACUACACCGCCGCCACUGCCCCCUGGACCUGCCCCAGUCCAGAUUGAUAUUGCAAAUAUUGCGACACAACAGACGGCAUCGGUAUCACAAACAUCGCCUAUUGUUGCAGGCACUGGGAGAUUGGCAUCUCCCAGUCAAGAUUUUACUAUAGUAUCCUCAAAGCGCAAGAGUCUUGCCGUCUCAAUUCUCGGUCUGAUCACUGACAAACUCAUCAAGAGACAUAGCUCUUCAGGAACUGCUGAUUCUCAGACCAUACCAACCGCUAAAAGUCUUGGCAAAUCAUCUCAGGGUAUCGGAUGGUGGGUUGGUCUAUUUGCAUAUAUAUUCGCAUUUGCCGUAUUUGUACCCAUGACCAUUGUUGCUCUGAUUGCCAACGAUGGACUUAUGCCCGUGGAUGAUGUGACCUUGACCCCAGGAGUAAUGCAGGGCAUUCGACAAGCCCAUAUGAUGAACAACUCUCAAGUGUACGACAACUUCACAGCUUCGGUGGCCUCCUUAUAUAUUAGAAACGAGGACCAGAACUUGACCGACGCUAUCUUCACAAACGUAUUAAGAUCUGAAUUGGGGCUCAUAUAUCCCACCCUGAUUCAAUUUGACGCGACUCUGAAAGCCAGAGCAUAUCAGACCGUAAAUCAAACCAGAGAAGCGGGGUAUCCUGCCGCGGCUGGGAUUCCCGGUUUCUCUGCUGUCAUUCAAGGUACACUGGCUAGUCAAGGUGUGACUGCAGUCGUAUUCUUGCAAAUGGUGGAGAAUGGUAUAGCUCGGGCAACUAUUGCAAGCGCUGAGCGUCAUGAAGUAUCUCGCAAUGACAAUAUUGUCGGUACGGGUAUCCAAGUGGGCCCAGCCAUGCAGAGAGCGUACCAUCUAUCACCCGAGAAUAUAUACCAAACCGCCGCAAACGCACACAAAAAUUUCUUGGUGCAGUUCUUCCUGGGCACAAUAUUAUGUCCGAUUGUACUGGCCGUCCAACUGUCUGCUGCUUUUGGCUACAUGACUAGAGACUACCAGGCUAUGAAUAUCACAUAUAAUGUGACUGGAUUCAUCGUCGCAUCGUUGGCAAUCCUGGGCCCCAUAUCGGCGGUGAUCCUCCGGCAACGGUGUAUGUUCGGCGUUUUCAAACAAAGAACGAGACACUCGCACUACUUCAUCACCCUGCCUUGGCAUGUGUUCCUGAACCUGUUCAUCAUCGGCGUCUUCACCUUCUGUGCCAUUGAGCCCGAGAACUGCCCGGUGUGGAAGCGUUACGUUCCCAUCUUUGUGACUGUUGUCAGCUUUGCCCUAGAGUUCAUAUACUACACUUGGAAUGUACGCAACGCGAGUGGCAUGUUUGUGGACAUCUGGCAGAGUGCGCGGCUGCUUCUGGUGGUGAUAUUGACUUGUUCUUGCUGCCAGUGAUCAAAAUUUUCUUCGGCGACGUGGGUACAAGUUGCGAGGUGAUCUGUCGGCCUACACGGCAUGCGAAAUGGUGGGUAUACUGAGUGCGGCUGAGAAGAGGUCCGUGACAUGGUGCGAUCUAACUUGCUGGGCGAUUUUCAGAAGGAUCCCGAAGUAAACAAGGUGAUGGAGCGAAUACUGCGCGCAGUAGAGAACAUGACUAUACUUGCCAGUCACGGACUGAUCAUCACCUCCACAACCAAGGAAGAGACGGACUCUGAGAAGAGUGACACGACUCGUGCUUGAGACGGUGUGGCGCAACGCUGGUAAACAUCCACGUGAAUGACUAUAGACUGGUGUGUAGGUGGAUGGAUGUAUACUACGGUUGUAUACAACGGUGAGAACGUAUACCAGUGUUGGAUAGUAACGGUAAAGAACGGUACGGAGGAAAAAACAACUAGAAGUACAGAGUAUAUAUAAUAUAAUAUAAUAUAAUAUAAUACACAAUAUAAGAUAUAUAGAUAUAUAGAUAUAUAAUAGGAAA
Molecule: messenger RNA, 1966 nt
Organism: Sphaeroforma arctica JP610
Lineage: Eukaryota; Ichthyosporea; Ichthyophonida
Exons: 6
Coding region: 1-1443 (480 amino acids)
Source: RefSeq, a predicted model, not a curated record